AUGGACACGCACACAGCAGACCUCAUCAUACCUCCUCAUGACCCACAACUCGAAGACGCACAGAUUGAGCCAAAACAACAUGAUGGGCACUAUAAUGGCCGCCCACGCAGGGAUCAGAUUAGUGUUGUACGGCUUCAGGUACCACGUGUCCAUGGUGUCACGUGGGGGGGUGUCACCGGUUUCAAAGGUAUACACAAAGUAUUGCCUGUCCCCGAUAAAGAAGUAGAAUACGCCGGUCGCCAGUAUGAAGAGAAGGGCGACCAGGAACGACCCCCAAAGCUGUGCGGCGGUGCAGGUGGAUACGGUUUCAGUUUCGAAUGA
Molecule: messenger RNA, 321 nt
Organism: Sphaeroforma arctica JP610
Lineage: Eukaryota; Ichthyosporea; Ichthyophonida
Exons: 1
Coding region: 1-321 (106 amino acids)
Source: RefSeq, a predicted model, not a curated record